This is a messenger RNA of Talaromyces rugulosus, 1041 nucleotides long. RefSeq lists its product as uncharacterized. The transcript has 3 exons. The record is from RefSeq and is a predicted model, not a curated record. Bases 1 to 1041 code for a protein of 346 amino acids. NCBI's taxonomy places the organism in Eukaryota, Fungi, Ascomycota, Eurotiomycetes, Eurotiales, Trichocomaceae.
AUGCUUCUCCCACGCGAUAUGCCGCCGGCCCUCCCAAGCAAUGUGCCGGCGGACAUUGCGCAUGCCUUCGAGGUGGGCAACGUCCCGGAAGGAAUCACUCCCGAAUUUUUGAUGGAGUCUCGCGAUGGCCCGACCAAGGCUGCCAUAUACUUCUUGUUCUUCUUGACCAUGGCUUUCAUGCUGGGCCGGUGUUACUCGCGAAUAUUUGUCGUGCGGAAGUUUGGUUUGGACGACUGGCUGGCGUGUGUUACUUUUAUUGUUUACAUCCCCGUUCUCGCCUUUUGCAUUAUCAGUAUAGACAAUGGCAGCGGCAGGCGCAGCGCCUACGUCCACUACGUCAUGUCGCUCGAUAACGACCGAGCCAAUCGAGCCGAGUUGGAUGACCUCAUCUUGCAUUUUCUGUAUACCAUCGCCCUGUUCACCUGCCGCCUCUCCGGUCUCGCAUUCUAUACCCGUUUGUCUCAAGCCCACGACCAUCUUUUUCGGGCCAUCAAAAUCUGCGCCGGCCUUUUUUUGGCCGUUUUUAUCGUGCAGUUUUGCCUCCUACUAUUUCACUGCCUGCCCGUCACCGGCAUAUGGCCAUAUUCCUGGCAGCCUGACUACCACAAGUACCGUUGUAUUACCUGGGGCGCCGUCUAUAUUACGAAUUCGGCCUUGUCUUUUCUUUGCGACGUGAUCAUGUUCGUCAUUCCGUCGAUGCUGAUCCACCUCUUACAUGUUCCCUUGAAACGGAAGUUGGGACUGGCAAUGGUCAUGUUCCCUGGUGUUUUAGUCCUCAUUAUAUCUAUUAUCCGUAUUUGGCUCGUCUGCCUAGGUCAGUGGUCGACUGACAACACUUGGCUGUACGAUCCGCAACUCGCCAUCGAAAUGGCCGAAAUCGGCUCCACCCUAAUUGCUCUUUCUAUACCCGCCUUGAAACCGUUGUUUGGCUUCUAUGUCAUGACCAAAAUCCGUUCGUCCAGUAGUGACAACCGGCAUGAUCGGCAUGACCGACAUGAUCGUCGUGCAACAUUUUCGAACCCGCCAAUUCGGCUGUCAUGA